Messenger RNA from Chaetomium globosum CBS 148.51, 573 nucleotides. RefSeq lists its product as uncharacterized. NCBI's taxonomy places the organism in Eukaryota, Fungi, Ascomycota, Sordariomycetes, Sordariales, Chaetomiaceae. The record is from RefSeq and is a predicted model, not a curated record. Gene Ontology annotation, cellular component: endoplasmic reticulum. Bases 1 to 573 code for a protein of 190 amino acids. The transcript has 3 exons.
AUGGCGACCUACACCAUCACGUGGAGGAACAAGGUGUGGAUGGGAUGGUUCUUCAUGCAGCUGCCCAUCAUCCUCUUCAUGGACCUGCUCGACUACAUGUGGCCCGCCUGGCUCUACGAGCCCGUCGGCUCCCCGCUACACGCAGCCUUCCAGAUGAAGGCGUGGUACAUCGGCAAGUACAACGACCCCAUCGUGCAGUGGACGGCGGAGACGGCGUCGGGUCAUGACAGCUGGAUGGGUCUGUUCAUGCACCUCGAGUUCUUCUUCCUGCUGCCGACGGUGCUGUACGGCAUCUACCGCCUGGCCGUGCAGCGGCGCGGCACCUCGGGUUGCGAUGAGCUUCUGUUCUUCGUGUUCGCGCUCGAGGUCGCCUUCACCACCCUCAUCUGCAUCUACGACACGUCCUUCCUCGACGAGGCCAUCUACCCGGCCGCCAUCAAGCGUGAGAUGCAGUUCCAGCUCUAUGCGCCGUGGUGCAUUAUCCCCGCCCUCGGUGCUAUUGACAUGGCGGCCCGGAUCAUGGGCCGCAUCAAGGCCGCCGAUGCUGCCCAAGGAGCCAAGAAGUCGCAGUAA